This is a messenger RNA of Esox lucius (northern pike), 5283 nucleotides long. It is a transcript of the gene ptpn11a, whose product is annotated as protein tyrosine phosphatase non-receptor type 11a. The transcript has 16 exons. The record is from RefSeq and is a predicted model, not a curated record. The coding region runs from base 244 to 2058 and encodes 604 amino acids. Gene Ontology annotation, biological process: protein dephosphorylation. NCBI's taxonomy places the organism in Eukaryota, Metazoa, Chordata, Actinopteri, Esociformes, Esocidae. Gene Ontology annotation, molecular function: protein tyrosine phosphatase activity.
UGUCUGGUGACGUUUCAACACUCGACUCGCUCUGAAGUCUCCAGGGCCGAGGCCUAUGGACUUUUUGUUGCUAUUAAAAUUUCCACCCAAUGUCCAUGUUUUUGUGCCCGUUUUGAGCGGGGUCUAGACCAUAUGAGGUAUUUUCGCUGGGGGUAGACAGCAGAAGAAAAGCACAACAGUUGGAAAAGACAGUUAUUAGUAAUAGUUACUUACGCCAACGCGAGGAAACAAACAUUACAAAAGAUGACAUCUCGGAGGUGGUUCCACCCCAACAUCACAGGGGUGGAGGCUGAGAACUUGCUUCUGACCCGAGGGGUAGAUGGGAGCUUCCUGGCCCGACCAAGCAAAAGCAAUCCCGGAGACUUUACCCUGUCUGUUAGGCGUAACGGGGCGGUGACCCACAUUAAGAUCCAGAACACGGGGGACUACUAUGACCUGUACGGUGGGGAGAAAUUUGCCACCCUGGCUGAGCUGGUUCAGUACUACAUGGAGCACCACGGCCAACUCAAGGAGAAGAACGGAGACGUCAUCGAGCUCAAGUACCCCCUUAACUGCGCUGACCCAACCUCUGAGAGGUGGUUCCAUGGUCACCUGUCAGGCCGGGAAGCUGAGAAGCUGCUGACAGAGAAGGGGAAAAACGGUAGCUUCCUGGUCCGAGAGAGCCAGAGCCACCCCGGAGACUUUGUUCUGUCGGUCCGCACCGGCGACGACAAGACGGACAGCAGCGACAGCAAGCCCAAGGUCACACACGUCAUGAUCCGCUGCCAGCAUGACCUGAAGUACGACGUAGGCGGAGGAGAGAAGUUUGACUCCCUGACGGACCUGGUGGAGCACUACAAAAAGAACCCCAUGGUGGAGACCCUCGGCACGGUGCUGCAGCUCAAACAGCCCCUGAACACUACUCGUAUCAACGCAGCGGAGAUUGAGAGUAGAGUAAGAGAACUCAGUAAACUGGCCGAGGCCACGGACAAGGUCAAGCAAGGCUUCUGGGAGGAGUUUGAGACUCUGCAGCAACAGGAGUGUAAGCUGCUCUACAGCCGCAAAGAGGGACAGAGAGCUGAGAACAAGAACAAGAACCGAUACAAAAACAUCCUGCCCUUUGACCACACCCGCGUGGUGUUGAACGAUGGGGACGGAUCGGAGGCUGGUUCUGACUAUAUCAAUGCCAAUCUCAUCAUGGUAGUAACUGACAUUAUGCCGGAGUUGGAGUCCAAGUGUAACAGCACCAAGCUGAAGAAGUCAUACAUCGCCACACAGGGCUGUCUACAGAACACCAUCAGCGACUUCUGGAGGAUGGUCUUCCAGGAGAACUCCCGGGUCAUCGUCAUGACUACCAAGGAGGUGGAGAGGGGAAAGAGUAAGUGUGUGAAGUACUGGCCUGACAUGUCCGCUCUCAAGGAAUACGGAGCCAUGCGUGUCCGCAACGUCAAAGAGACGUCCGCUCACGACUACAUCCUACGGGAACUGAAACUGUCCAAGGUCGGACAGGGUAACACAGAGAGGACAGUGUGGCAGUACCAUUUCAGAGCGUGGCCGGACCAUGGCGUCCCUACAGACCCUGGCGGUGUCCUGGACUUCCUGGAAGAGGUCAACAUCAAACAAGAGAGCAUUCUAGAGGCUGGACCCAUAGUGGUACACUGCAGCGCUGGCAUUGGGCGGACAGGAACGUUCAUAGUGAUAGACAUCCUCAUUGAUGUCAUCAGGGAGAAAGGAGUGGACUGUGAUAUCGACGUCCCCAAGACCAUUCAGAUGGUCCGAUCCCAGCGGUCUGGGAUGGUGCAGACAGAGGCCCAGUACAGGUUCAUCUACAUGGCUGUCCAGCACUACAUAGAGACAUUGCAGAGACGUAUAGAGGAAGAGCAGAAGAGUAAGAUAAAGGGGAGGGAGUAUACCAACAUUAAGUACUCUCUGUCUGAUCUAACUGGUGGAGACCAGCUGCAGAGCCCUCUACCUCCCUGCACUCCCAUACCCACCCCCACCUGCACAGAGAUGAGAGACGACAGCUCCAGAGUGUAUGAGAACGUGGGUCUGAUGCAACAGCAGAAGAGCUACAGAUGAGAUCCACUCAUGCGCCCCCUCCACGCCGCUCCAGUCCGAGGAAUCUACUUCUUUUUUUUUUUUUGCCCACCUGCACCUGAACGCCUAAGACCUGAUCACCAUUACUACAUGGAAAAGAAGAAAAACAAAUCAAAUAAGGAAAAAUAAAAUGUUGGAGAGAGUUCUAUGGGAGAACCAAGACUAAUGGAGGGUUUUUUGUUCUAUUCCUCUUUCUCUCCUCCUCCCCUGAUCUCUCUCCAGGAACAGUUACCCUAGACUCCUUCUAAACCACUGUGAUCAUCUGGAGAGCCCUAACAAGCUUAAUGACAGAACUUAAUAUCAAGCUUAAAACCCUAAACUAAACCUCAGCCUGAGUUUUGACCAGACCCAGGCUGAGACUAGCAGCACUAUGCUCCCUGCUCAGCAGAGGGAGAACAACCUAGCUAACCAGUUGUUUGUCUUUGUUCCACUUCUUUUUUUGCCAUAAAUCCUUCUCUCUUAUUUCUUAUUAACCAAAGUAAAGAAACGUGUAGAUAGUUUGUUUAUGGAAAAGUACUAAGAUGAGUUAGCCCUUCUCUGAGUUGAGAAAGAUGGCAUGUGCCAAAAAACAAAAUGGUUUCACUCAACAUCUCAGCCAAUCAGUGCUUUCCUCUGCCUGGUUAAACCAUCUUUUCACAGGAAGAUGGGGGGAACCUGUUUGCAGAGAAAAAAAAAAGGGAUAUUUCCAGGUCUAAUGUGGAGUAUCAUGUUUUGUAUGAUGUAUUCUGUUACUGAAGGAAGAUUUUUGGGUAUUGUAGUGAAGAGUUUUUUUGUUGUUGUUGUUUGUUUUUAUCCUCACCUUUGCAAAAUGGUCUCAAGAAUUACUAUUCAGGAAGUUGGGGGGUUUAUUUGUUUUGCCUUUUUAAAUACAUGUUUCUUUUAUGUAUUUGUUCCAAUUUUUCUUUUGUUUUUUUUUGCCUCACUAUGUGAUAGUCCGACUCCCAUGGUUACCAUUCCCAGAUUCAUACCCGAUGUCCUUAACGUUCCAACAGUAACGUAACGGCUACAGCCCAAGCCUUGUACCCUGGGUGGAGAUGGCGGUUGGAACUCUGUUACCCAGGGUGCCUUGUGGUCCCACUAAGCACUAAAGUGGGGUCCGAGGGUUGUUGAUCAGUCAAUCGUUUCUGAUGGGUAGUUGGGGUAGCUUCAUCCAAUACUGUCUAUAAGUACAGUUAUGUUGACAACUGUAAUAAGAGUUGUCUACAGCACAGGCCGUAGCGGAUGAUGCUAGAGCUUGCCUCACAGGUUUCACUGUGUUAAAGUUGCCGGUACUAUGGAAACUGUCAGAGUUUCUGGGGUAACUUGUGAUUUAUGACAGUCCACCUAGCAACAGGCUUCUCAACUGAAGCAAGUCUGGCAAACAAAAACGUUUUUCACUUUUUUUAACAUCGUAUUGAAAUGUUUUUUUUUAUUUUUUAUGAAUGCCUAUUGUGUACUUUUCAAGCACCACAUGAACUUAAUUUUGUCUUUUGAGAAGCUACCGCACAUUUCUGAUCUCUGGCAAUUUUAGUAUUCAUUGUCGUGGUUGUCAUGCAAACUACAGGCCCACUGUUGACUUGCUGGAUUUGACUUGAUAUGUUAAAAGGAGUGCCCAGCCGUAAAGGUCACACACACACACACACACACACGCACACGUCAGGUGCAAUGCCUUUGUUCGCAAUUUAUUUCCUGGAUGGACAUGUAGUUUUCAGUGUCCCAGUGUUUUUGUAAGGAGCAUCACACUAAACCAUAUUACUUUCUCCACCUGUUCUCCCUUAUGGAAGUGCUUAUUGUCAAUUACAGUAUUUGGGAAAGGAUUGUUCCCAGGUGUAUACAUUUUAAUUGAAUAUAUGAUGUUUUGUAUGUACUUUAUCAUGGCAAUAAUGUAUCUACCCACUUCAUUUCAAAUGUGUAGCAUAACGUUAGCUUUUUUGCCAACACCCUUCUACACACUUAGCUACUCUUUACAAGUCUUUGUUUGGCAUUGCACCUUGUUUCCUAUGUAUUGCAGGGCACUGUUUCUGUGCAGAGACUUGAGGCUAACAGUAUUGGCCUGUAAGGGGGAUAGGAUGCCAGUUCUAAUCAUCUCUUUGGUUAAUGCACAGAGGGUUCAGAGGUUGUUCGGAGGUCGUCCCCUUCAUCUGUAUGUCCAGAUGAUGCUUUCUCUCUCCCUCCUUUUCCCCAAUGUGAGCAACUUUAUUAAUUCUCUCUUUUGGAUUUAAAGUAUUAAAUUGGUCUGUGUAAGUUUCCUGUCCUAGCAACAAGGGAGGUCAUUGCUAUUCUCUGGGGCUCCAGGUACAAGUUACCCUAAAAAGCACUGAUCUAGGAUCAGCUUUGCCGCUCCAUGACCUGACUGUAACCAUUUGAGAGAAACUUUUUAAAACUGACUUCAGAUUAGUGUGGAAGGGCAAUUUCAUCCUUUUCUGGGUUGUGAGUGUAUCAGAGCAGUUGUUGUUUGUUUCUCUGCCGGCUGGAGACCCUCCACUGACUGAGUUAAGGGUCCAUAGGAUCCAAUAUAUUGUGUGUAGUGUGUCAGGUCAUUGUACUGUACAGUGAGGCGUGCGUGCGUGUGUGUUGAACACUAGCCUGUGGUGUGCUUACGGUGUGUUAUGUGUCAUGGUCUGUUAAGAUGUGUGUAUUGAUUGAAAGGAAGCAAGGAUGUGUGUGUGUGUGUGCGCGUGCAUGCGUGUGCGUGCAUCCAGAGAAUACUGCUGUUUCAGCUACCUGCUCUUUGAUGCCUGGUCUUCUCUUAAUUCUGUUGUUGUUUUCCUCCAAUCAUGGUGAAACGGCUUCUUAUCUUGUUUCCUAUGUCUGUCACGUAAAGCAUAAACAUGCUUCAAUGUGCCUCCCUAUUCAUAUGCAUUAUGUGGUUUGUUGAAAAACUCUUCACUCUCACCUUCAUACUUAAGUACAACCGGUAAACACUUUAAUGUGAACUCUGUCAACCUGACGGCAUACAAAAAGGAAAAAUGUUGAACUCAAUGCAAACAAACUAUAUUUUUUAACUUGUAUAUUGUACAUGAAUAUCUUGUAGAGGAGAAUGUACUUACUAAACAUAUCUAAUUGCCAAUAAGAUAUACUGUCUGUGUAAUCCAUUAGCUCCUUACUCCGUGUCAUGGAGUUAGAGCUUCUCAUAAAGCUUAAGAGGUUUAUCGUAUUGUAUUUCAAUGCAGGUAACCAUGGUAACUGCCCUGAUCACAAUAAUAAACGGCAAGCUCGUGCCUCACA